Molecule: messenger RNA, 1809 nt
Organism: Exserohilum turcica Et28A
Lineage: Eukaryota; Fungi; Ascomycota; Dothideomycetes; Pleosporales; Pleosporaceae
Exons: 9
Coding region: 1-1809 (602 amino acids)
Source: RefSeq, a predicted model, not a curated record
AUGGCGGCUGGCGUGGAAUCCCAUGCUGUCAUUCCCAUUGAGGGCAUGCUGUUAGCCCUUUGCAUGCUCGUAGCGUCCGGCCGUCUCGUUCCACGACUUGUACUGCGACAGCAUCUUACUUUGAGCGACUGCCUGCUGAUCGCAUCAAUACUCGAUGCCAUUGGGCUUUUCGUCACCGAUACCCUGACAUAUGAAUUGGGUGGCAUGUCGGAAAAGGAGACGGCAGCACCAGACUCUCAGCUUAUUGCACUUAAGAAGGUACAAUUUGCCGGCAAUGCCUUUUACGACACUGGUAUCUACUGGCCAAAGCUAGCCAUUCUCGCGUUGUACUUUCGACUCAUCCCGCCAACAAUGCCCUGGCUACGAAAAGCAUUGUACGCAGUGGCGCUCUUCACGGGAAGCGCCAUGCUCGCAACCUUUUUUCUCGACACAUUCUGGUGCGGCCUUGAGGUUUCGGUGAACUGGUCUCUCGAGGAAGGCGCCUGCAACACCUUCAACUCGAAGGAGGUCUUCAGGAUCGACUGGAGCCUAAACCUUUUCUCCGACUUGCUGAUCUUUGCACUACCAUUUCCGCUUCUCCAUUCUCUCCAACUUCAACGUCGGCAGAUCUGGGGUCUCAUUGUGACGUUUUCCCUCGGAGCAGCCACAAUUGCCAUGAGCGUCGUUCGUUUUGCGACGAUCGAGGUCAUCUACGCGUGGACCAACGUUUUUGUGCUGUCCAUGGCCGAAUUGGCUAUUGCCAUUAUCGUGGUAUCGCUGCCAUCCAUGAGAUCCUUCCUCCGCCGGGGCUCCUUUUUUUCCUUGGGCAAAAAAUCACGCUCAUCAGAGUCGCGCACAACGUAUGGACAACGGACACCAGCGACGGGUUCGCAAGGUUACCUGCGUCCAUCCAGAAAAGGCAAACACACCGUCCGCAUCCAUAGCGAGGAAGACUCUGGAAGCGAAGUGGAGCUCAACAGUCUUGGGCGAAAGGAUGUCAUCUACGAAACACGGCGAAUUAGCGUACAGUUCUCGCGGUCGCAGGACGAAGACAGCGAAGCAGGACUUGGAAAUAAACCAAGCGAAUGGAUACUCCUCGCCUUUGCGUACUUGUUCGUUGCUGCACGCAUCUGGACGCGCGUGUUUAGAUUGCACCAGAGGCUCGACUGGUCCGACUACCUUCUCAUCGCGUCGGCACUCGUAGCCCUCGGCCUCAUCAUCUGCGACACGCUCACGUACGAGAUGGGCGUCAUGGACAACUACGAGACAUCUGUCAGACUGUCAAAGAUCUCGUUUGCUUCAAACUACUUUUACGAUGUCGGCAUGGGCUUCCCCAAGCUCAGCAUGCUGGCCUUUUACUGGGCGUUUUUCAAUCUCGCGGGCCACCCCGGCCUGCGCAAGAUGCUGUUCGCCAUCACCGGCUUCGUUGUCGCGUGCUACGUGACGAUUCUCUUUGACGACACCUUCUUCUGUGGCGUCCCCGUUUCCGUACAGUGGUCGCAGGAAGAAGGCGCAUGCUCUGUUUUCUGGGCCCCGGAACCUUUUAUCCUGAACUUCACCCUUAACCUCGCCUGCUACCUUGUUGUAUACGCCGUGCCCGUCGUGCUUUUGAUCAAGGGCGUGCUGAGAUCGUCGCCGGGUGUCGGACUGACCUUUGCACUUGGUGCUCUUACCAUUGCCUCAGGCAUCGUCCGCUUCGUUUCGCUCAAAGUUGGUACGGGCCAGGAAAACCUUGUUUACAUUCUCAGCAUGGUUGAAAUGGCCCUUUCAAUCAUCGUCGUUGCCCUGCCUGGGCUCAAGCCGCUGGUCAAGAAGGAAGAAAAGUACUAG